GACUUAGCCGUCAUAAAGAAACCCUCACGCCAACGUUUGAUAAAGCAAUACUUCUGUCAGUCCUCCAGCUGUCAAUCAAGAUAAAUGGUCUCUUUAAAACCCCUAUCAGACCCGAGGUAUCGUCAUAGUUGGAUUCUGGCCGCUGUCAGUAGCGACAGGACUCCGUCUCCGGUGCAAAGCAGCAGCGCACACUUGUCGCAGCGAGAGCUCCGUGGAGAAAGAGUUUGUGUGGAAUAAAGGUGCGCAAAAUGACAGAUAUUCCGCCGAGGCGCACAUGAACUGCGUUGGACUGUGAUAGAUAGAUGCAUUUCACUCUAUUUAGUGUCCGUCAACUUUGCAAAAUAAGGCGAAUUGCCUUAUCCACUCCUAUAAAAUAGGAGUAAAGGUGAUCGCUCCGAGCAAGGAUUCAAUUAGUUCAACAAUUGUUCCAGGCGAGAACUGAGAUAAGCGGAUACUGAGACGGAGUGAAAUGGAUAUGAAGGCUCUGGGCUGCUUGGUGCUCUUACCUAUUCAGAUACUCUACUAUAUUGUCAAGGCGACCGUGUGCUGGUUCUUACCGAGCAGGCGGAGAGAUCUGUCCGGAGAUGUGGUGCUUAUCACGGGUGGAGGACGGGGCAUCGGCCGUCACCUGGCUAAAGAGUUCGCCGUGCGUGGAGCUAAAAAGCUAAUUCUGUGGGGCCGGACAGAAAAAUGUCUGAAGGAGGCAUGCGAGGAGAUCGCCCUCAUGGGGACGGAGUGCCAUUACUUUGUUUGUGACGUGGCCAACAGAGAAGAAGUUUACAGGCAAGCCAAGGUUGUCAGAGAGAAGGUGGGAGAUGUUACCAUUCUAGUGAAUAAUGCUGCAGUGGUGCAUGGGAAGAGUUUGCUCGACAGUGAUGAUGAUGCUCUUCUGAAGUCACAGCACAUCAACACAAUGGGACAGUUUUGGACCACAAAAGCCUUCUUGCCUCGUAUGCUGGAACUGCAAAACGGCUAUGUUGUUUGCGUCAACUCCAUCCUGUCUCUGUCGCCCAUCCCUGGUGCUAUAGACUACUGCACUUCCAAAGCAUCAUCACUAGCCUUCAUGGAAAGCCUCACUCUGGGGUUGCUAGACUGUCCGGGGGUGGGCUGUACCACUGUCCUUCCGUUCCACACGAACACUGAAAUGUUUCAGGGCAUGAGAGUCAGGUUUCCCCAACUCUUCCCUCCUCUAAAGCCAGAGGUGGUAGCCCAAAAAACAGUGGAUGCUGUGAGGACCAAUACAGCCUUUGUUUACUUACCCUGGACCAUGCAUGCACUCGUUAUCCUCAAAAGUGUGUUACCGCAGAGCGCCCUUGAAGAAAUCCACAAGUUCUCAGGAAGCUACACCUGCAUGAAUACUUUCAAGGGACGGACAUGAGAGGUCUAAAAAACGACAUUGGAGAUCCAAAUGUUACAUAUAUUUUUUAAAAAAACUGUUUCUUAGUCAAACAAGAGCUAUGGAGUUCUUAUGGAGUAUGCACGUCACAGCGCAGCACAGGGUGCCUCAUUUCUAGGACCAUUUGCAGGCCACCACUGUUGUUGCAGUGUUGGACAAACCCAGAAUGGACAAAAAAAAGCCUCAACCGACCGCUGUAUUGUAUGUGUACUUUAACGUUUUUAACAAUCACCUUUAAACUACUGUCACUGUAAAUUCAGCAUCUGAAUAAAAAGCAGUUUUAAAGAGAAAAGCCUUCUAUU
Labeo rohita (rohu) is the source of this 1698-nucleotide messenger RNA. RefSeq names its product dehydrogenase/reductase (SDR family) member 3b (gene dhrs3b). Gene Ontology annotation, cellular component: lipid droplet. NCBI's taxonomy places the organism in Eukaryota, Metazoa, Chordata, Actinopteri, Cypriniformes, Cyprinidae. The transcript has 6 exons. Bases 470 to 1378 code for a protein of 302 amino acids. Gene Ontology annotation, molecular function: oxidoreductase activity, acting on the CH-OH group of donors, NAD or NADP as acceptor. The record is from RefSeq and is a predicted model, not a curated record.